AUGAACGCUUCAACUGGUUUUCCCUUCCUGACGACCAAGACAUCCUUCCAGAGUAUUAAGACUAUGGUCAAACCAAGGGAGGUGGCAGUAGCCAUCCCGGUCGAGAUCCUUCCGGACCCCCACUCGUCCUCCACCUCAAACAUCACAGCAGACAGGUUGCGCAUCCACCUCGUGUCCUCUCGCAAGCAUGCCACCAGAUACGUGCUACCAAAAGGUGGUGUCGAAGCGGGAGAGACGUCGCGUCAAGCCGCGGUGCGAGAGCUGUGGGAAGAAGCAGGAAUCCGCGGCGUAGUCGACUCUUCGACCGCAGUCACGAUUUCCCGCACGACGUCAGCCGAGAUGACAGUCGACGAUCACAAACCGCACAAGAAUAGUCCUGCAAAGCAUGCGGACGAGCCAGGAUUUGUUCCAAGGGCAAGGUACACGGGUCACGAGGUGCCGUUGGCGUCGGAGAAUGCGAUCAGCGACGAUUGGCCGGAAGCACACGAACGGCACAGGAAAACGUUGACCGUGCAAGAGGCAGACAAGGCGCUGGCAUGGAGACAAGACAUCCAUACCAUAUUCACACGCUGGGUUUCUGGCAUCCCGCAAGACAAAUAG
Molecule: messenger RNA, 600 nt
Organism: Pseudozyma hubeiensis SY62
Lineage: Eukaryota; Fungi; Basidiomycota; Ustilaginomycetes; Ustilaginales; Ustilaginaceae
Exons: 2
Coding region: 1-600 (199 amino acids)
Biological process (GO): adenosine 5'-(hexahydrogen pentaphosphate) catabolic process; diphosphoinositol polyphosphate metabolic process; diadenosine hexaphosphate catabolic process
Cellular component (GO): nucleus; cytoplasm
Molecular function (GO): endopolyphosphatase activity; bis(5'-adenosyl)-pentaphosphatase activity; bis(5'-adenosyl)-hexaphosphatase activity
Source: RefSeq, a predicted model, not a curated record